Molecule: messenger RNA, 2006 nt
Organism: Haliotis rubra (blacklip abalone)
Lineage: Eukaryota; Metazoa; Mollusca; Gastropoda; Lepetellida; Haliotidae
Product: di-N-acetylchitobiase-like
Exons: 9
Coding region: 166-1536 (456 amino acids)
Source: RefSeq, a predicted model, not a curated record
GGGAACUAGUAUACGCACACAUUAAUGGCGACUGGCAUGCCUGUGGACAGCGACGCUUGGUCCCUGGAGUGAUUGCCGAGAUCCAUUGCAGUAACGAGAAACACACUCACCAUAUUCAUUUCUCAUAUUUGCGUUUUUGAUUACACUCGUUGACACGGACUGAAAAUGGCGUUUAGCUCAGUGUACACCUGUGCUUACCUGUUGGUGAUAGGAAUGUCGGCUCUCAUCGGUUCAUCUGCUGGCGCGGUGGUGUGUCCGUGUAAGACGAAGGAUGGGUGUGUUCGUCCAAACCGUAUGAAGUCUACAGAUAAAGAGGUAUUUGUUGUGACAAACGGAACUGCAGACUACAAGACCUGGGAAUGGGGAUCCCUGACAUCGGUCAUCGCCACCGAGGACAAUGUCAAGACUGAUGUCAUGUGCUUUGCUCACCAGAUGCAUAAGAAAUAUGGCUUCAUGGUCCAGCUGGAUUACAAGUCUGCCAACUCCAGCUCCCCUGCUUGGGUCGACCAUGUCGUCAGCCGCAGGAACUCCUCCCACGCCGACUUUGUCACAGUCAAACUGAUGAAUGUCCUCAAAACCAAGGAUCCGUCGAUAGUGUCGAAGGUGCACUCGAUCCUCAUGGACCUCAAGAAAGCGCUAACUCCAAAGAUACACUAUGGACAUCCUAUAGAGAUGGUGUGUGUGGUGCCGUGGAAGCCAGCUUGCUACAGUGGUGACUGCAGCCUCACCCAGGAUUCUCUCUAUCAUUCCUGUGACUGGAUCAUGAUUGAUCCCAGCAGCUUUGAGUAUCAGCAUGAAGGAAGCGGGUGUAAAGCUCGAGCAACUGUGCCCUUCACCAUGAUCAGUCUAGGUGUGGAUGAAUAUGCAUCAGUCGGUAUCAAUGAGGACCGCAUCAUCAUGGGCAUCCCGUGGCACGGCUACAAGUACAGCUGUAAGGACUUCAAGUUUGAUAUGGAACUAAGUACCUGCACUCUGAAGGAAGUUACCGGUGAGGGACAAACCACGCCACACUGUGAUGUUGCUGGGUCCAGGGAAAUGAUAUCUGUCGGAGAACUACUUGACAAUCAUCAAGAUGAGCUCACCAAGAAGUACUGGAGCAAAGCCUACAAGGCUCCCAUGUUUGACCAUUGUAUUUCCAACCUUUCCCAGUGUCACCAGUUCUGGUAUGAGAACGUCCACAGUCUGAGGCUCAAGUAUCAGUAUGUCCAUGAUUUUGGUCUCAAAGGUAUUGCCAUUUACUUUGCUGAGGAUCUGUCAAAGUCCCAUACCCCGGCCAACGUGGGAUUUACGGGGGGCAUGUGGAACUGGGUGCUGCAUGGAAUCAUACAGACAACAGUGCAACAACCUCCCCCAGUGAAGUAUCAUCCUGAUGUUGUCGCUGGUGUUGCUGUUGGCUGCCUGCUGUUGGGGUUGGUGCUUGGAGUGCUGUUCACGUGUCUGGGUCUGCGGAAUCGGGUGAGGAAGACACCUGGUGCUCCGCUCAAGCGAGACCACCAGGUGGAGUACCACGAUGAAGAUGACGACCUCAACUUGUGAUCAUCUGCAGCUGUCGCCAUUCACCAACAACAAACAAAUAAUGUUCGCUUAGGUUGGAGCACUGAGUCCCCCUGUACAAAUGAUUCAAUGGUUAAACUGAUUUCAAGACUUACUAAUUUUUAGCAGGACUGGGCUUUGUGUACUUUUACUGUCACAUUAACACAACAUAGAAUUUUCUGCAUUUAUUUUUUGGAAAUCCCAAGGAAGGUACAUCUGUUACAUGAUAAGGUUGAUUUUGUCCUGGGAAAUGAUUGUUUGUUCCGAGGGAUGUAAUUUGUGACAUUGAUUCCAGUACUUAACAUUUCACUGAACUUCGGUUCAGCAACUGUUGGAGACGGUUCCCACUGUGGAGAUUACUUUGGCUUCAGUCAGAGCUGUUUUAACCUGUGGACUUGGUUUUUAUGUUUGUGCACAAGUAUUAAUUUAUUUUGCUCAGUUGAAAAAAUGUCACAAUUCUAUGAAAGUAAUAA